Hippoglossus stenolepis (Pacific halibut) is the source of this 5490-nucleotide messenger RNA. It is a transcript of the gene c2cd5, whose product is annotated as C2 calcium dependent domain containing 5. The coding region runs from base 327 to 3938 and encodes 1203 amino acids. The transcript has 32 exons. Gene Ontology annotation, biological process: positive regulation of vesicle fusion; protein localization to plasma membrane; positive regulation of D-glucose transmembrane transport. Lineage: Eukaryota; Metazoa; Chordata; Actinopteri; Pleuronectiformes; Pleuronectidae. Gene Ontology annotation, molecular function: calcium-dependent phospholipid binding; calcium ion binding. Gene Ontology annotation, cellular component: plasma membrane. The record is from RefSeq and is a predicted model, not a curated record.
ACGCCAAACCUUGAACAUCCAUUCGCCACACGCUAAUCAAGCUAGCCGCUGGUCCGCGCUCAAGCCCGCGGCGCGUGUACGGACUUAGUCGGUGUACCUUCACACCCGCUGUACUGCAGGAACAGUAUAUACUACCUGCAGUGUCAGCUGGUGGACAUUUCUAACUGGAACCGCACUUCCCCGGGUGGUGCAGCGGGGACUAACGUGUCGUGUAAUGGCAGAGACGCGGAGGUCAGACGAGCGGUGGGCUGUCAUCGAUAGUGUCCCACCGACGCUUUGACAGCCGUCUGUUGAUACCCCAGCGCCGAUCGACUAAUAUUGUAAUCAUGCCUGGGAAACUGAAAGCCAAGAUUGUGGCAGGGCGUCACUUGCCUGUGAUGGACCGAGCCAGUGAUCUUACUGAUGCUUUUGUAGAGGUUAAGUUUGGAAACACAACGUUCAAAACAGAUGUAUGUCCAAAAUCCCUCAAUCCACAGUGGAACUCGGAAUGGUUCAAAUUUGAGGUCGAUGAUGAGGACUUGCAGGAUGAGCCAUUGCAGAUCACAGUGUUGGACCAUGACACAUACAGUGCUAAUGAUGCCAUAGGGAAAGUUUACAUUGACAUUGACCCGCUACUGUGCAAUGAGGCCGCCUCUGUCAUCUCUGGCUGGUUUCCCAUCUAUGACACCAUCCACGGAAUUCGAGGGGAGAUCAACGUCCUCGUCAAAGUGGAGCUCUUCAAUGAUCUGAACCGCUUCAGACAGUCCUCCUGCGGGGUUAAGUUCUUCUGCACCACAGCCAUUCCACGGUGCUACCGAGUGGCGAUGGUGCACGGCUUUGUGGAGGAACUUGUAGUGAAUGAAGAUCCAGAAUACCAGUGGAUCGACCGCAUUAGAACUCCUCGUGCCUCCAAUGAGGCUCGUCAGAGGCUCAUCUCUCUUAUGUCUGGAGAGCUGCAGAGGAAGAUAGGGCUCAAGGUACUGGAGAUGGGCGGGAAUGCAGUGGUGGGCUAUUUGCAGUGUUUCGAUCUGGAGGGAGAGUCGGGCCUGGUGGUCCGGGCCAUAGGCACUGGCUGCACACUGGACAAACUCAGCUCUGGAAGUGCCCCGAACACCAACACACACGUGCACCCAAACACAGCCCCUGCUUCCAAUGCCUGCAAUUCCCCUUCUAAGGAUGGAAAGGAGCCGGUAUUUGCUGAGGAUCUGCCCUCGUUCUCCGGCCCGCCUACCCCUUUCAGAGCCCUCCCCACCUCCUCCUCCUCUCCUCCCCCCUUCUCUCCAUCCAAGCCAUGCAGCCGCCAGUCCUCAUCAUCAGACACAGACCUCAGUUUGACGCCCAAGACGGUGGAGAUCCAGACUGUGAGAUGCAGGCCUGGGAUCUUCCUCUGCCCCAGCUCCCCAACCCUCUCCACAGCCAGUCUGUCCCUUCCUGGUUCUGGCUCAGUGGGCUGCAGUCUUGGCUAUGCCCCCAGAGCCAACACCUCGCCCCUUAUCUCCUCCAUCCAAUCAGACACUACUUUGCUGAGAAAGAGCGUGUCCUUCACGGAGGACCUGCUGCGGGCAACCUCUGGUAUGGGCAGUGGGGGCAGCGCCGGGAAGGAGGCGGGGCCUCUGAAGACCCUUCUCAGACAACAGACGCAGACAGCUCUUGAACAGAGGCAGGAGUUCCCAUUCUUCACUUUGACAUCUUUCCCACCCGGUUUUCUGGUCCAUGUCGGCGGAGUGGUCAGCGCUCGCUCUGUCAAACUACUCGACCGAAUACACAACCCCGCCUUGGGUAACACGCGCUCAUACAAACUGCUAGACUGGAAUAGUAUCACUGCAGAUGAGCCAGAGACUCGAGACGCCUGGUGGGAGGAGAUUCGCCAGGAGAUCAAAUCUCAUGCCAAAGCUCUUGGUUGCCAUGCUGUCGUGGGCUACAGCGAGCGCACUAGCAUUUGUGAGGAGGUGUGUAUCCUGUCAGCAUCAGGCACAGCAGUCAUCCUGAAUCCUAGAUACAUGCGUGAAGGCUGCCUUGACACCGGAAACACCGAACCCAGGUUUGAUGAACCAUCUCCCCCGAGCUGUGGUUUCUGUCACAUCCCAUAUGACGAGCUCAACAUGCCAUUUCCUGCCCAGCUCACAUACUGUUACGGCUGCAGACGGCAAAAGGUUCCUGAUGUGCUUUUCACAACAAUCGACAUGCCAUCUGAAGCAGCGGUCACAGGGAAGGGCUGCCUCAUCCAGGCCAGACUGUGUCGUUUGAAGAAGAAAGCCCAGGGUGAAGUGAAUGCGACGGCCAUCUCCAACCUGCUGCCUUUUAUGGAAUACGAGUUGCACACUCAGCUGAUGAACAAACUGAAGCUGCGGAGCAUGAACGCUCUUUUUGGCCUACACAUACAGAUCAGCGUCGGCGAGAACAUGCUCCUGGGUCUGGCUUCUGCUACAGGAGUGUACCUCACAGCUUUGCCGGCACCAGGGGGAGUUCAGAUUGCAGGGAAGACCCCUGGCGACCUGAGCAAUGAGCACCACAUCCUCACCAUCCAGAAAAGGAUCAACGACACUAUCGCCAAGAAUAAAGAGCUUUAUCAAAUUAACCCUCCGAAAUUAUUUGCCCUGGACCCUGAAGUGUUCGGCGGCAUAAACAUGGAACUGACGGAGGAAGUGGUGGGUUCUCCGAUCCCAGAGCCGAGGCAACGAUCUAGACUUUUUCGCUCGCACUCGGAGAGCUCCGAUGAACUGUCAGAACUGGAUCUCUCCCAUGGCAAGAAGGAUGCCUUUGUCCUGGAGAUUGAUGACACUGAUGCUGUGGAGGACAUCCACUCCCUCCUCACUGAUGCCAGUCCCCCGUCAGGUUUCUACAGCUGCAACACUGAGAUCAUGCCUGGGGUUUUUAACUGGACUUCAGGAGUGCAGAUGUUUACAUCAGUGAGGGUCUUUAGGUUGAGUAAUGCCAAUCUCACUAACCAAGGCUUGAACAAGAUCUUCACUGACCUAUGUGAGAAUCUGCUAAAGAGUUUUUACUUCAAGUUACGUUCCAUGAUCCCCUGCUGUCUCUGUCAUCUCAACUUCACUGUAGCAGUGCCAGAAGAAGAACUCAUACAGGUCGCAGUGACGGCAGUUGCCAUGACGUACGACAGGGAACAGACGUUGGAGAAGCCAGCAGACAAGACUAUUACCAAAGGAUGCAUCGAGGGUGAAGAGCAGCUCCAGUUUCCCAUGGAGUUGUGCGCAGACUCAUCAGCCUUCAACGCUCAGCCAUCAUCCAAAAUCCCAGGUACAGUCUCUUUACUCACCCCAGUUGCAAAACUCUGCCAAAAUCAGCUGGUUGUGGUUCGUCCAGCAGGUGUCCCAGAGAGCACCAACGUCUCACCCCGAGCUGCCUCCGUUGAUUACGGUUCCUUUGCAGACAGAUGCAGCACCUGGCUAGAGCUGAUUAGGCUGAAAGCUCACACCAUAAGACGAGGAUCAAUUAAGACAAGUAGGAGGACACAGUCUCUAGCACACUCUGUCUCAUCUUUGGAGCGUAGCAGUCCGUUGCCUGAGGGACGCUCCCGCUCGCUGCGCUCCAACCGCUCAUUUGGAGGCAGCUCAGUCACUGUGGUGAAGAUGACGCCGCUCUCCUUCCUCCCCGGGACACGCAUCAUUAAAUAUCUUGGGAUCAUCAACAUGUUUUUUAUCAGAGAGACGACAUCAUUACGGGAGGAAGGUGGUGUUAGUGGCUUCCUGCACUCGUUCAUAGCAGAGGUGUUUGCGAUGGUUCGAGCUCAUGUUGCAGCCCUGGGAGGUAACGCAGUCGUGUCCUACAGCAUGAAAGAGUGUGUGUUGAUGGAAAAUCCAAACAAGAACCAGGCUCAGUGCCUCGUCAAUGUUAGUGGCGAUGCCGUCAUCUGUGUCAUUGAAACAGACCAGGAGCCCAUGCCCUCAGCAGUAGGUACCAGACAGACCUGUAGUAGCGGAGCUGAUGGGGCUACAUGACACUGAAACGCCGCGCCUCCCUGAGCCUGCAGGACACACAAUCUGAGUGAACACAACCGUCCAAAUGAGUCACUUAUGUCUGCCUUAAAUCUCUGUACAACAUCCAAGGUUUGGCCACCAGUAACAAAGAGCAAGUAUUCCCACACUCAAAAACAUUCAGUCUGUAUUAAAAAAGGAGUGUAGGAUACUUCUCUUCAUGUUUUAUUUGUUUAAGGAGAUCAUUUGUACAGGUGAUCAGAGAGUAUUUCAAAACCUUUCGGUUAAACAUCAGCCAAAGGACCCCUCUGCAUCCAAUUUCCACCCAUGUAUUACAGCCGUCCAUAUGGCCCACAGCUACAGUAUAUCGACCCAUUCCUUCUUUCUGUGUGUCGCACGAGUGACAUGAGAGGCAGCUAUGAGUAAUCUGUCCAUCCUCAGAUCACAGGAGUCGAGAAAUGGACUUGCCAAAAGGGACACAGUUGUAAACCAUCCAAAUCAAUAAAACACAGUCAGCCUCUCCCACAGUGUUCGACUCUGUCUCGAGUGACGUCCAGAUCAGAAACCCAUCUGUCCAUUUCUCAAGUGACAGAUUAAGGCUAUGUCCGGCAAAACGAGUAUUUCAAUUUAAAACAAUAGAAAAUAAAACUGCCUGGAAUAUACAUUUUGAAGCUAAUGUCCAAACAAUGAAGGUAAACCUGUGAUGCAGUUUUGAUGUCUAAAUUAGUUUUAUGUCCAAAUCUGAUUUUGUAGAUGGAUAUUCUCUGUAACAGUGUCUGUUGUCAGUCCAAAUUUCUUUAGAAAGUGUCAAAUAAUAAAGCCACAACCUUAUUUCUAUUUCUGGUUUCAAACAGGCCAUGGUUACAGGCAUAAUGUUCCUUUUACAACGGCCAUUACAAUGAAUUUUACUCAGUUUAAUAAAUAAAAACAGUUUGUGUUGCUGAAAAGCUAAUGGCAUUAUGUAUAUGCACUUACAUGUGGGAGACGGUUAUAAAUGAAGCAGACAUGCAGCCUUAGACAAAUACUGUGGCCCUUUGGAGUCGAGCAAUGGCAUUUCAUAGAAUAAAGUCACAAAGUCAUUUUGACUGAAUUACAUCUGUAGCUGUUAGGUUUUCUCACUCUGUGUCAAAUUUUACAUCCUUUACCGAGGCCUGAUGCUUUGGCAUUCCCAAGUCCCAAAUAAAAGUCCUGCUACUGAUCUGUUCUCCUCCGACAUUCACGUCCAAUGCUGGAAAAGAAAGCAUCUCCUUGUGUAGGUGCCACCUGAAAAUAAACUGUGUACAUGUUCUCUAAAAUCAGAUUUUAGUAUUUUUGUAACAUAAGACUAAAGACACCUACUGCUCUCUUUGCUUGUGCAACGAUGUUUUGAAUCACUGUGUCAGAGAAUUAGUGGUACUCUAAUCUGUUCGUGUGAUCAGCAGUUUGUGACCAGCUUCUCAUUUUUGUGUCGAAAACUUGAAUGUACAUAUUUUGGAUGCUUUUGUUUUCUGACUAGCAGCAAGCAGACCCACUUUUUAUUGCCAUGAAUCUGUAUGCUCGCCUGGUAUGUCUUACACAAUAAAGUCAGUCAAACCGA